GGCAAUGACGUCACAAAGCUCCUGCUCCCUAUGACGGUAUGGCGUGGCAGAGAGAUUUACAGACACGGAGAGCAGGGGAAAGGCUGUGUGGGGUCUGAGGACAAAGAGGUUUCCCUCGCCUACUUCCACGCUCCUCGCCAAGCCAAAUGGUGGUAAUCCUAAGGAACACAUUCAAAUGAUGCUGGCAACGGCACGCAGCGGAUUCUGGGAUUUGUAGGCGACUCUGGGGCCACGGUCCAGGCAACAGAGAGGGAGAGACGCAGGUUUGUGACUACAAACAAUCCCAGUAUGCAUGGCGCCGCCUGGACGCCAUUUUUGUAGUUCUAGCAUACAAUCCCAGAAGUCCCUGCUCCGAAGCCAUGUUUGUAGUUUUCGCGCCGGUAAAUCUAAGCCGCGAUUCCUCUUGGGACUCUUGGGACUUCCGUGACCAGCAAGAGCUCUGAAGUGAGAAACGAAGGGAUAAAGAGAUUAAACCAGAAGAAAAUGAUGUGGUGACUGUUUUUGAGCCCAGCUAUUCCAUACGGAAUGCAGUGUAUGCAGUGUCCCAUGCCCUCCAUAAAACGCUGUUGAGCAAAAUUGAAAUGGGACCUAAAGAAGACAGAAACAUGGACUGGCUUCUUCCAUGCCAGGUAAGCCUCACUCAUAAGCAAGGGAAGCACCGGGAUCUUAUAUUAUUGAAUGCAUUGACCUACAAUGAUGUGCAUGUGAACUUCACUCGAGAAGAGUGGGCUUUGCUGGAUCCUUCCCAGAGGAAUCUUUACCAAGAUGUGAUGCUGGAGACCUACAGGAAUCUCACUGCUAUAGGCUACAGUUGGGAAGAUCAUAAUAUUGAAAAGCAUUGUCAGAGUUCUAGAAGACAUAUAAGGUAUGAAAAUACUCAUAGUGGAGACAAACCCCCUGAAGAUACUCAAUAUGGUGAAGUCUUUACACAUCACAGGAGUCCCCACACAUAUGAAAGUAAGCAUAUUCGUGAGGACCGCUAUGAAUCAAACCAAUAUGGUAACGCUUUUGCACAUAACAGUCAUCUCCUAAGACAUAAAAGGACACAUAUAGCAGAGAUAUCUGAUGAAUGUAACCAAUGUGGCAAAGCCUUUGCAGGUAACAGUACUCUUAUAAUACAUAAAAAAGCUCACACUGGGGAGAAACGUUAUGAAAGUAACCAAUGUGGUAAAGCCUUGGCAAAUAAUGGUUAUCUCCUAAGACAUAGAAGAACUCACAGUGGAGAAAAACCUUGUGAAUGUAACCAGUGUGGUAAAGCCUUUGCAUGUAACCGUGAUCUCCUAAGACAUAAAAGAAUUCACAGUGGAGAAAAACCCUAUGAAUGUAACCAGUGUGGUAAAGCCUUUGCAUACAACAAUGGUCUCCUAAUACAUAAAAGAACUCACACUGGAGAAAAACCUUAUGAAUGUAACCAAUGUGGUAAAGCCUUUGUACAGAGGAGUACUCUCCUAUUACAUAACAGAACUCACACGGGAGAGAAACCCUGUAAAUGUAACCAGUGUGGUAAAGCCUUUGCAAACAGGUAUAUUCUCCUAGUACAUAACAGAACUCACACUGGUGAAAAACCUUAUAAAUGUAACCAGUGUGUUAAAGCCUUUUCAUCUAAACAAAAGCUCCUACUACAUAAAAGAAUUCACACUGGAGAGAAACCCUAUGAAUGUAACCAGUGUGGUAAAACCUUUGCAUCCAACUACGUUCUCCUAAUACAUAAAAGAGUUCACACAGGAGAGAAACGUUAUCAAUGUAACCAAUGUGGUAAAGCCUUUUCGCAGAACAGUCAUCUCCUAAGACAUAAAAGAACUCACACUGGAGAAAAACCUUAUGACUGUAACCAAUGUGAUAAAGCCUUUACAUCUAACACUGAACUCCUAAUACAUAAAAGAACUCACACGGGAGAAAAACGUUAUGAAUGUAACCAAUGUGAUAAAGCCUUUGCAUGUAACAGUAAUCUCUUAAGACAUAAAAGAAAUCACACUGAAGAAAAACCCUAUGAAUGUAACCAAUGUGGUAAAGCCUUUGCAUGUAACAGUGAUUUCAUAAGACAUAAAGGAACUCACACUGGAGAAAAACCUUAUGAAUGCAUCCAAUGUGGUAAAACCUUUGCACAGAGGUAUACUCUCCUAGUACAUAACAGAACUCACACUGGAGAAAAACCCUAUGAAUGUAACCAAUGUGAUAAAGCAUUUGCACAGAACAGUAGUCUCCAAAUACAUAAAAGAACUCACACGGGAGAGAAACCUUCUGAAUGCAACGAAUGUAGUAAAGCCUUUGCAUGUAACAGUGUUCUCCUAAGACAUAAAAGAACUCACACUGGAGAGAAACCUUAUGAAUGUAACCAAUGUGGUAAAGCCUUUGCAUAUAACAGUGUUCUCCUAAGACAUAAAAGAACUCACACUGGAGAGAAACCUUAUGAAUGCAAUGAAUGUCGUAAAGCCUUUGCACAGAACAGUCAUCUGGUAGUACAUAAAAAAAUUCACACUGGAGAGAAAUCUUAUGAAUGUACCCAAAGUGAUAAAGUCUAUGCAUUUCAGAGUAGUCUAUAAAGUCUAUGCAUUUCAGAGUAGUCUCUGAAGACAAAAAGAACACAUCCUGGAGAAAAACCUUAUGAAUGUAAGCCAUGUGGAAUCAGCUUUUUACAACAGUCUCAUAAUAAAGUCUUUUCAUGUAAGAGUCAUCUUGAACAAGAACACUUAUUGGAGUGAAACCCUAUAAAUGUAAACAACGUGUGAAAAACUUUUCAUGCCAUAAUAAUCUCCAUCUACAUAGAAGAAUGCACACUGGAGAGAAACAUUACAAAUGUAACCAAUGUGAUAGAGCAUUUUGACAUAAUAGUAAUCUCCUAUGACAUAAAAAAGACAUACUGGAGAGAAACCAUAUGAAUGUAAGCAAUGUGGAAAGGCUUUGCAUGUAACAGUCAUCUCCUUAUACAUAAAAGAGCUCACACUCGAGAGAAACCUUAUUAAUGUAACCUAUGUGGUAACAUACUUUCUCCAGCAGGGAUACAUUUCAUAAACAUUCCCAAAUGAUACCACCAACUGAGAAGGAUUCAUUUCUCUGACUUCAAAUGUACGUGUUUGAUUUCUGUUACAUGAAAGAAUUCAUGAUGAAGAAAACAUUUAUAGAUAAGCCUGUAGUUGCCUCAACACCUGAGUUCAGUAAUGAAUGCUUAUAUAAGUAAAACAUUCAUGAGUAAACAUAUUUAAGAAUUAGUUUUAAUUUCCAUUAUGUGAUAACAGUUUGUCUUUGUGUUUUUGAUGUGCCUGUCCUUUCUAGUUUCCAUGAAGACCAGACCUUAUCGUCUGGUCUUUCUGAGACCAGAUCUUCUCAUACCAGGAAUUCUAGAAAGUUGUCAAAAACCUUACCUAGGUCCUGGGAAUGAACUUGUCUUAACUGCAAAGCCAUGUCUCUAGUACUGUAAAUAUCUUAUAUUAUCGUGAUGUCAGGAAGUAGAAAAGAAUUCAUAGGAGAGCAACCCUAUUUGUACAAAGGAGUUGAUUACUUUGUACAUAAUAAAUGUAUCCAUUUUCAAGAAAAGAACCUUUUUUGUAUCUGUUUUUAUCAUAGCCUUGGAGGAAGUAAAUUAUUUACCAUGUUCCCUUAAAUGUAAUGGAGCAGAACACCAUUUAUGAUUGUGGUCUGAAUUUUGAACAUUGGAGUAGGGAUUGAAUUUGCUGUAUGUGUAGCAAAUCCAUUCACAGAAGUUUAUGAGGUUGUUCUGAUAUUCCUUCUGUGGUGGCUGUUCGUAUUCUAAUGCAUUUCCACUUGGUGAAAGGUAUUUUUCUGUGCAAUGUAUAGAAUGGGAUCCCCAUCAUCUAUGUGGUCCAUUGCUUAUUUAUAUCAGGCAGUCUGUGAUCAUAGUUUUCAAGGAAGGGUCUCUGAGGACGUGUGGUAUUUUUUUUUUUAUGUUUUCACAAAUUCAUUUAAAAUGUUUGUUUUUAAGCCUUGCUUGGAUAUCAAUAAUUAAUAAAUGCUCAAUAGUAUGUGUGUGUGUAUAUAUAUGUAUAUGUUGUUUGAAGUUCCAUGUUUCUGCAUUUUCCCACAUUUACUAUAUGGCACAUCAUCUUCCUAGAGAUUUAUCUAGCUUUCUUAGAGAUUAUCUAGCCUUCUUAGAGAUUUAUCUAGAGGUACUAGUUAAUGUAACAGCAAUGAGAUUUAUUUCAAAACAUGUUGUGUGUUUAGUGGACUAUUCAUUCUUAGGCUAUGACAGAUAUAUGAAGACUGUCUGACACUUUGUGGGGUUUAUUUUAGUCAUGCUUAUAUGAUCUUCAAGUUUAUGUUGUCAGUUUUGCAUAACAGUCUUCGCACUGAGCUCACUGACAUGCACAAAAUUAGUUGAAACAUUACAUCAGUACAAUAUUGUAUUUUAUUCAGAUUAUGAAUAUAUUGUCAUCAGAGAAUGGAAUAAUAUAAAAUGAUUUGAA
Meriones unguiculatus (Mongolian gerbil) is the source of this 4421-nucleotide messenger RNA. Its product is annotated as zinc finger protein 431-like. The record is from RefSeq and is a predicted model, not a curated record. The transcript has 5 exons. Gene Ontology annotation, molecular function: DNA-binding transcription factor activity, RNA polymerase II-specific; RNA polymerase II cis-regulatory region sequence-specific DNA binding. The coding region runs from base 582 to 2543 and encodes 653 amino acids. Gene Ontology annotation, cellular component: transcription regulator complex; nucleus; PcG protein complex. NCBI's taxonomy places the organism in Eukaryota, Metazoa, Chordata, Mammalia, Rodentia, Muridae. Gene Ontology annotation, biological process: regulation of transcription by RNA polymerase II.